Molecule: messenger RNA, 1257 nt
Organism: Phlebotomus argentipes
Lineage: Eukaryota; Metazoa; Arthropoda; Insecta; Diptera; Psychodidae
Gene: ATPsyngamma
Product: ATP synthase subunit gamma, mitochondrial
Exons: 3
Coding region: 94-1008 (304 amino acids)
Biological process (GO): proton motive force-driven ATP synthesis
Molecular function (GO): proton-transporting ATP synthase activity, rotational mechanism
Source: RefSeq, a predicted model, not a curated record
ACUAGCGCCACGGUUCUUCCAGUGACUUUGUCCACCAUCGCGAGUGGUGAAGUGGAUUUCUUGUAGCAGUUUUUCGCCGGAAAAAGGAAACCGAUGAUGCAGAGAAUGAGCGUCGCGGGGCCCCUUUUGAGGGUGGUCGCCGCCCAGGGUGUAGAGCAGCAGCAGCAGCGUGGCAUGGCUACUCUGAAGGCCAUCUCAAUUCGCUUGAAAUCUGUGAAAAACAUCCAGAAAAUCACUCAGUCUAUGAAGAUGGUGUCAGCUGCCAAGUACUCUCGUGCUGAGCGCGAUUUGAAGAGGGCGCGUCCCUUUGGCGUAGGCUCGCAACAAUUCUACGAGAAAGCCGAAAUUGCGACUCCCGAGGAAAGUGAGAAGAAGCAUCUGGUCAUCGCGAUGACUUCCGAUCGUGGUCUGUGCGGUGCUGUGCACUCUGGUGUGGCUCGACUCAUUCGCAAUGAAUUGGCGGACGCCUCAUUGGCCGCCAAUACGAAGAUCGUGUGCGUGGGUGACAAGAGUCGCUCGAUUCUGCAGCGUAUUCUUGGCCAGAACAUUAUGUUUGUUGCCAAUGAAGUGGGGCGCUUGCCACCGACUUACAUUGACGCUUCGAAAAUUGCUGUAGAGAUUCUCAACUCUGGAUAUGACUUCUCCGACGGGAAGAUUGUUUACAAUCGCUUCAAAUCCGUGGUGUCGUACAGCUUGAGCGACAUCCCAAUCUUCAGUCGUGCUUCUGUUGAGAGCGCUGCUAGUCUCUCAGUCUACGAUUCUCUGGACGCCGACGUGAUCCAGAGCUACUUGGAGUUCUCGCUGGCGUCUCUCUUGUUCUACGCCAUGAAGGAGGGCGCCUGCUCUGAGCAAUCCUCAAGGAUGACGGCCAUGGACAACGCGUCCAAGAACGCCGGAGAGAUGAUUGACAAGCUGACGCUCACGUUCAAUCGCACUCGACAGGCUGUCAUCACCAGGGAGUUGAUCGAGAUCAUUUCCGGCGCUUCGGCCCUCGAGAAGGAGAAGUAGAGCGACUUCCCGGCGAGUGUAGUUGAAAGUAACAACACUUCUAUUUCAAUCUAAUUGUUGAUACAACCGAGCUGUCCUCCCGUGAAUCCUUGACUCCAUCCCACAGUUCUAGUCACUGAAUCCGCAAACACUACAUCUUUCUCUCUGGCGGACUGUCGAGAUGGGGACAACGAUUGCCGAGCUCACACGUAAGGAUUUCAUUUGCAGGAACAAUGAGAAUAAACAGUGCUAAGAGACAAUUUGGAGGGA